AUGUUAUAUAGAAUAUUAAUCUUGCUUUAUUUAGAAAUACUGAAAUCGAAUGCAUUUUUUCACGAGCCAUCUAUGAAAAUCAUCGAUGCCCCAAACUCUGUCACAGGCACUGGUCUGUUUGGUUAUGGUGUGACAUAUCUAUCGUCGAAGAAAAGCUUAAUCGUAAGUGCACCGCGAUCUGAUGUGUUCGGUCAAGUGUUUCUCAUAGAUUUACAAGAUUAUACCAUAAGAAAUGUUCACAGUCAACAUUUAAUGCAAGCUCAAGCUAGAACAAAAAAUGCGAGUGAUAUCGUCACUGAAUGGUGGUUUGGGGCUUCCGUCAGAGCGGGGCAUGACUUCUUUGUGGCAUGCGCACCACGGUUUAACGAACUGAAACCAUUCAAAAAAGGGAGUCGUAUUGAAAAAUUAGCCAACGUGGGUGUCUGUUUUGUACACCUGGGAGAUUUAAAAUAUAUGGAGCUUCUACAACCCAUCACCAAGCAUGAUCGAUGGUUGAACGCUACCAGUUUUGAAAAGAAAAUGGACACAUUUGGUUGGAGCAUAUUGAUCACAAAACCAGAUGAGGCGGUUGCCAUUGGAGGACCAGCUCAGCAUACUGGACGCGUUAUCGUAUAUGAAGACAUGAAAAAAAGAAAAGAACCAAUAUUAAUUAAUAGAAAGAUUCUUUCCAAUGACCCCGUGCGCUUAAACUUUGGUUACAGUAUCGCUUAUGGCAACUUCUUCUCAGCAAAGCCACUAUAUGCAAUCAGUACGACGUUCGGUGACUUAGGAUUUCCUAAGGUAUAUUUCUUCACCAAGGACUAUGCUUAUGUGGACACAAUUAUACAUGAGCAAUUAGGAACCAUGUUUGGAGCCUGCCUCUGCGCAGUUCGGUUGCAGGGUAAUUUUGAUUCUUUGUUAAUUGGAGCGCCGACGUAUGCGCAAGAGACCUCUUCUAGUGAUACGGGCGCUGUAUAUAUCUAUGUACCUAAUUCGGAUACAUCACCGACUAUGUUAACUCUUAAAAAAGUGAUAACAGGUAAAAAACCCGGUGGGUAUUUUGGGGUGACGAUGACAAACCUCGGUGAUAUGGAUGGAGACAAGAUAGAUGAAGUGGCAAUCGCUGCGCCAUAUGAGGAUGAAGGUGUUGGUGCUGUCUACAUCUUCACUGGUGGAGACUUCUACAGCAUACCAUUAAGAAUAAAAGCAGAAGGAUUUCAUGCCUUUGGACUAAGUCUGGCAACAUUAUGGGACUAUGAUGAUAAUGGAUCAAACGAGUUAUCAAUCGGUGCGCCAGAGAGUAACAAGGUCGUCAUAUUUCGAUCAUUGGCAUCUAUUACAGUCUACCUAAAAACAGAAUUUCCUAGGUUACAGUUUGCAGGUGAUAAAACAGAAGAAGAUAUAUCGUUUAACGUGGUUUUAGAUGUUCUUUAUCCAGAAAAGCCAAACGAUAUAAAAGCUGAGAUCGUUAUUACCUUAGAAAUAACUGACGGCAGAACAAGGGUCAGUAACGUAGAUGAGACCUUGGAUGUAAAAAACGGAGAACAUUCCUUUGUUUUUUCUUUAAACGAUAAACAACCACGCUACACGCAAAGCAUCGGCGUACGAGUUGUUAUUCCUGUGAGUAUUUUCAUCAACUCAUUCCCACAGUUGGGAGGAAAAAGCGAUGUAUUCGAAGUCCUGUCCUAUAAGGUUACAGCAAAAUUAAGAGAAGAUCCGAAGAAGUUACCUUUUGACCCGCAUCGAGUACUUUUAAGUAAGAGAAGUGUAUUGUUAGUACAAGAGAGCAAAGUGAGUUCGAGUUGCGGUGCAGGGAAAGCCAGGUGUAUGCCAAAGCUGAGACCAGAAGUGAAGACAUCUAUUCGGGAUAACUACAUAAUAGGAUCGACAGAGCGGGAACAGUUCAAUGUAUCAAUAAGCAAUUCCGGCGACAUAGCAUACAAUCCGUGCGCGAGAAUAAAAAUUGAUGGAGUCCGAAUUUUGCAGCCACCCAAAAAUUGUAUUCAAAACUCGAUUUACGAGUUCAUAUGUAGCCCCGCUGUGCCUGUACUCACUGGAAAAAAAUGGGACAUAAAUAACAUAGAAUUGGAAAUGAACACUCUCAAGAGUAAAGACGAGGAAAUACUAAUUUCCUUUGACCUACAAAAUCAUUGCAACGAUGAGACGGAAAAAUGGGAAAGCUAUACAAGUUCCACGAAAUUAUAUCCGGAGUACAAUUUCGAUAUAAUAGGACGAUCAAACCCCAGCGACAUAAUAGACACCACAGUGCCAGAAAUACUGGAAUUUCAAAAGACAAUUACUCACGUAUACACUAUAACAAACGAUGGUAUUACAAACUGGGAGAGACUAGAAUGCCACAUACAAUUCAACGAUACAAGUCACAUUAGUACAAUGAACAGUUCAGCAUUGGUGUACCCCGAAACAGGUGCAAUACAAUGCUUAACAGAUGUCGCUAGCGGUGUCUUCACCUGUGAUUUUCCAUUGAAUAGAAAACAAAAAGCACAAGUGCAUGUCACUAUAGAAUUGAUACCACAGAGUUUUGAAGUGAAGAGCGAAGAUUAUGAAGUUCUUAUAACGUCAGAACUUAAAUUAAUUAACGACGCUACUGUAUUCUUAAGUAUAAGCACGGAACUACACAUACAAACUACAUCUGUAGCAACUUGGAUCAUCGUUGCAUCAUCCUUACUUGGUCUUCUUCUUCUACUUUUAGUAGCAUUUGGUCUGUAUAAGUGCGGAUUUUUCCGACGAGCAAAUCGAGAGAAGUUGGAAGGCCUACGGCAGAGCGUCUACAGACAGAGUGUUUACCGCAUGUCAAUGCGUCAGAGCGCAAACGCCCCGAAAAACGCAGAAGACCACCAAACACUUGUGAAGGAAGACAAACAAACAUAA
Messenger RNA from Leptosia nina, 2868 nucleotides. Lineage: Eukaryota; Metazoa; Arthropoda; Insecta; Lepidoptera; Pieridae. The record is from the annotation of a GenBank genome assembly.